Molecule: messenger RNA, 4846 nt
Organism: Panicum virgatum (switchgrass)
Lineage: Eukaryota; Viridiplantae; Streptophyta; Magnoliopsida; Poales; Poaceae
Product: msx2-interacting protein-like
Exons: 4
Coding region: 143-2746 (867 amino acids)
Molecular function (GO): metal ion binding; protein binding; RNA binding
Source: RefSeq, a predicted model, not a curated record
UCAUCCGAGUCCGCCUCCUCUUCCUCGGCCUCCCUCGAUCCGCCUGCAUCUGCUUCCCCCCUCCACCAAACCCUAGCCGACGCGCAGAGCUCAGGGGGAGCAUCUAGGCGGACUAGGUCAGAGCAUCGGCAGCCGCGCUCGCAUGGCGGCGCCCAAGCCCAUCUGGGUGCGCCAGGCCGAGGAGGCCAAGCUCAAGUCCGAGGCCGAGACCACCGCCGCCGCCAAGGCCGCCUUCGAGGCGACCUUCAAGGCGCUCGCCGCCGCCGGGUCCGGCGACGACGACCAGGACCCCGACCCCGCCCCGCCUUCCCCGGACGAGCCGGCCUCCCCCGGCUCCGACGACGACGCCCCCGCCCCGCCCGGCCCGGUCGACCCGUCCAAGUGCUCCGCCGCGGGGUCCGGCAUCGCGGGCGGCAGCGCCGGCACGCCCGCCGCCUUCACCGUCAUCGCCAAGGACCGCCACAGCCGGAGGCUCACCGCCGGCGGCGCGCGCGUGCGCGUGCGCGUCUCCCCUGCCGCGGGGGUCGGCGGGGACGACCUCGACGGCGCCGUCAAGGACAACGGGGACGGUUCCUACACGGUGACCUACGCCGUCCCCAAGCGCGGCAACUACAUGGUCCAUGUCGAGCUCGACGGCUCCCCCGUCAUGGGGAGCCCCUUCCCCGUCUUCUUCAGCGGCUCCACCGCCACACCCACGUCUGCUUUCCCCUCCGCACUUCCGUCCGUCAGCUCAGCCUACCCAAACAUGGUCAACCAGACCAUGCCCAACAUGCCCAACUACACAGGCGCGCCCUCCAGUGCCUUCCCCAGCCUCCUCGGGGCUAUGCCUGGUUCCUCCACUGUUUCCUCUGGUGGAGUUGUCCUGCCGGGGGUUGGUGCCUCGCUGGGGGAGAUAUGCCGGGACUACAUCAACGGGAGGUGCACAAAGUCGGACACUGACUGUAAGUUCACCCACCCGCCACAGCAGCUGCUGAUGACGUUGCUUGCUGCUACGUCGUCUGUCAGUGCACUUGGCAGCACACCCAUGGCACCAUCUGCAGCUGCCAUGGCAGCUGCUCAGGCCAUCAUGGCUGCCCAGGCACUGCAGGCACAUGCUGCACAGGCUAAAGCUGCAGGAGAGGCUUCAGGUUCAAAGGAUAAAGCUGCUGAAGCUGAUGCCCUGAAGAAAACUGUUCAAAUUAGCAACCUGAGUCCAAUUCUUAGUGUGGAUUAUAUUAAGCAGCUAUUUGGGAUAUGUGGUAAAGUUGUCGAUUGUACCAUCACGGAUUCGAAACAUUUUGCUUAUGUCGAGUACUCCAAACCUGAAGAAGCAACUACAGCGUUGCAACUCAAUAACAGGAAUGUUGGUGGUCGACCGUUGAAUGUGGAGAUGGCAAAAUCUCUUCCUCCUAAAGCUAAUAAUAACUUGCCUAUGAUGAUGCAACAAGCUGUUCAGUUGCAGCAGAUGCAAUUCCAGCAGGCUCUAUUAAUGCAACAGACAAUAGCAACCCAACAGGCUGCUGCACGUGCGGCCACUAUGAAAUCUGCCACUGAAGCAGCUGCAGCAAGGGCUGCUGAGAUAAGCAGGAAGUUAAAGGCAGAGGGAUUAGGUGGGGACAGCGUGGAAGAAAAGGAUGCCAAAGGGAAGUCAAGAUCACCGUCACCCCCUACUCGUCGAUCAAAAUCUCGGUCAAGAUCGCCUAUCAAGUAUCGUAGGAGCCGGCGAUCCCGCUCCUACUCUCCCCCAGUUAGACGCUCAAGGGAACACCGAUCACGAUCACCAUCAAGAUCUCGCCACUCAAAGUAUGGUAGUGAUCGAUCACAUAGGGAUGAUAGGGACAGGUAUAGCAGGUCCGGAAGAAGAGAGAGUGACCGAUCCCGUGAUCAUCAUUCGUCUAGUUCAAGGAGAAACAGGAGCAGAAGUAAAAGUCCAAGGCAUAAGAAACCCUCCAGAGAUGAUUCUCAGUCACCCAAGCAACAAAGAGAAGAAAGUACAAGUCCAUCAAAAUCAAGGUCAGCUCGGGCUGGUUCAAGAUCACCACGACACCAUAAAGGAAGCAAAUCAUCGCCAACUCGUGAACGCCAUUCUCGCCGCACUAGGCAUUCAAGAUCCAGAUCUCCUGAGAGAAAGCAUCGUCACAGUGAUAAAAAGGACAGCAGAAGGUCAGAAGUUCAGGAUGACAAAAGAAGAUCUCAUAGAGAUAGAGGUAGCCGAGGUGACAGAGAUGAAAGGUCUGUAAAUGAUGAAGUGGAAAGAUCCCAUAGAAGUAACAGAGGUGACAAAGAUCGGUCUAUAAAGGAUGAAGCGGAAAGAUCCCAAAGAGGUAGCAGAGGUGACAAAGAUGAUAGGUCUGUAAAGGAUGAAGCGGAAAGAUCCCAAAGACGUAGCAGAGGUGACAAAGAUGAAAGGCCUGUAAAGGAUGAGGCGGAAAGAUCCCAAAAAGGUAACAGAGGUGACAAAGAUGAAAGAUCUGUAAAGGAUGAAGCGGAAAGACCCCGUAGAGGUGACAAAGAUGAACAUUCUGUACAGGAUCCAGUGGAAGAUAGAAGUAUGGAUGCAUCUGCUGCUGCACAUAAGAGGAGCUCAACAGUUUCCGAAGAUGAAAUUCUGAACAACAAUAGUAGCAACCAUAAGAAAUCUAAACGUGAUGAUAGUUUGGAAGAUGAUGAAAGGAAUGAUGUGUGCGCUGCUGUAGCUGACAUUAAUGGGAAACAUGGACCUGGAGUAGAUGGCUCUUUAGGGGGCGCUGGAGAAUCUGCUAUAUGAUAGCAACCACAGUGUUUACAUUAGUGGCUGCUGUUUCAUCCAGUUGGCUGAUCACAGUAUCACUUGAUUGAUGAUGAUGCAGAACGCUGAACUGGUGUUUAUUAUCAUCCUUUCUGAUUUAGGAGUUUUAUUUGCAGGGUAUGAAGAUCUUCGGAGAACUUUCGGAGUGUUCAUCUGAUGUAUUAAAAUGCUCAUCAUUCCACGAAGAGUUGUUGGAGCUCAUUUCUGGGAUGUUGAUUGAAGAUACAAGGGAGUACACACUUGCUCAAGUAAAGUCCGUAUACAAGACUACAAACAACUUACCUUCUAGGCUAAUGUUACUUUUGAAUUGGAAUGCUUUGGCUAGUGAAAUGGUCCAAAUAUGCUUGUCCUUAUACUGUAACACCUUCUGAUACACUUAGUUUGCUCAAAGUACUGCCUUAUAUUUUGCAUCUGGUUAUUACCAUGUGUAUUUUGUAUCAGUAAUGGUUUGAAAAGUUGGUUAAGCUUAAUCAAUAUUUUAAAAAUACAGGGAAUUGUGAUGUAGGUUUUAUCUACCAUCGUGUCUGCUGCAUAAGUUUUCCUGUCUACCUAGAAUUGCUAUGUCUAUAUGCCUUGGCAUUCAUUGCUUUUCAUUUGUUUGUUUCUUUUCCUCCUUUUUUCCUUUCGAGUGACAGGGUUCUGCCUCAGAAGCCAGUGUAAGUGACUGCUGUGAGGCAAUCCACCUUAUUCGAGUUGUGCCUGAGAUAAGCAGCAUACCUUUGAACAAUUGUGUUGCAUUCAUACAUCUUUCUAUUAUAAUUCUUCACUUUAUUUCUGCUGCUUUAGUCAGUGUGCGAAUUUGCACCUUGCCUCUGUAACUGGUCCUGUCAUACUGGAAAACCUGUGCAGGUUUUUCAAAGGGGAUUGGCAUUGGCGUCUGUUUUGAGGGGAGUCUGGUUCACUUUGAGAAGGUACGGGUUUGUGCUGUGGAUGUAGUAAUAAAUAAUGCUAUUCUCUUGGUUAGAGACAGUAGCACUCUCUGAGCCCUCAAAUGCCUACCUCUUGGUAGGUGUUUAGUGUUCAGCCUGAAUCCUCAAACUUUCCUGUGAUUCUGCAUCUACCCUAUUUUUUGCCCCAUCCAUUUAUGGGGCCCUGGAAUCCUGACAGCGUUUGCCUAAUUCGCAUUGAUAGUUUGAUGGCAUUUUAGUUCUUUUGAUUUGAAGCCUGAACGAUUUGGUGUUGUUUCCUUUUCGUUCUGCUCUGUUUGUUUUUGGCAUUGUGCUCUCAGGGACAAAAGAUUAUUUUGGGGGUGAUCAGAGGAGGUGGCAUGUUUUCUCAGGAAUAAAGAUCGUGUUCUGCUUCUGCAUCGAUAGCUGCACGUGAGCCGAAUGUGCUUGCUGCGUCUUGGAAUAUAGAACCAAACUAAGCUGUCCGCCUUCAGAAAAUUUGGUUUUGUUCAUAGCAAAAGCAAGCUUCUGUCCUGUGUCAGAAAUCAAAAUCCGUCUGCAUGACAUCUACGGAUGUGAGGCACCUUUGCUCCUUCAGCUCCAAGGAUGUCAAAUGAUUACAUUGCCACUACAAUUUGUGUCCUAAAUGGAGCAUGUCAUUACAAUAGUCACGCGAUACUGUAUGUAGCAACGUCGACGGCAAUGACAACGACCUCCGGACUCGUUGCCUUUUUCUGCUUUGGAAGGUGUAAUGUGCAGUAGAGCACCAGUGCUCCGUGCCUGUUAAAGUUGGAUGGAAGCCGUCUCUUCACUCCCAGCCGUUUGAUUUUGGAUUUCAUGAGAAAGCAAUCCAUGGGCAUGCAUUAUAAAUCGACGUCACAGAUUUGCGCUGUGGCAAAAACAAGACGAAUGUGACAAAUGAUGGUUGCGACGCGCCUACCAUCUCACCAGCUGAUUGUUUUUUUUUUCAAUAAAGAAACACACAACUCGCAACAAUUUUCAAUGCUUGCAUAGUGGGGCCACAGAGGAAAACAGACUAUGCCGUGGCCCGCAUUCAAACUUCUUUUUCGAGGCGGCUGUAUCAGAAUGCUCAACUAACAUAUUCAAGUUCAUAUCAGAUCUGAUCUAUGUGAACAUAAAUUGUAUAAAAUGACAUUGUCAAUGACGAAAGGAAUCAAAGUCUAAACAAUUA